AGCCGCUCUGCGGGAGAGUAGUGACGUGCAUAGUCACGUGCUCAUGGGUUCGGCGUAUUUUCUUUUCCCUUCUCUUCCAGCUCAGAUUCACUCCCCCUAAACACGUUCGAAAUAAACGCGAUUAAGGGGCUCGCUUUUCUAGCAUAUUGCCCUCCCUGUAUAUAUCCAGGAAGGACACUACUGUUUAUUAUUUAUUUAUUUUUAGAGGCCGGGGGGUGUUAGUGGUGGUGAAGUAGUUGUAGGAGGAGGGGGGUAAUACAUCAGACCCAGGUUUGAGCGUGUGGAGAUGGGGGGGGGGUGGGGAUAGGAGGGUUUUCAAGGCUCUCUUUUUCGAGUGACACUGAUUACAGUCCGGAUCUAUGGAUUACGAUAUUUUAUUUAAUCCUAAUUGUUCUCCAUCAUCUAUGCUUUUUUUAAAUCUACUGCUGUUUCAAGGUGCGUGGAAGCUUGAAGGAUCAAGGAGAGGUUGCCGGUCUUAUUUCAUAUCAUGCUCUUUGAAAGAAACACUUGGCCAAACUUCGUCAUAAUCGGUUAACCCUGCCAUAUUCUUUGUGGAUCAACAAUGGCUAGUAAACGCAAAUCCACCACUCCAUGCAUGAUCCCCAUCAAAACUGUGAACCUGUGUGCAGAGCUUGAGCCAGCAAUUGAGAAACCCAGCAUCCAUCCGGAUUCCCCCUUGGAUGCAUUUUCUCCCAGCAACGACAGAUGUCAGGACCCCCAAGACUCGGCUCACACUCCUGGAGAAGGAGCGGAGCAGCAGCGGGCAGUAGGGAGCACUUUUAUUUGCCCGCCGUGCUUCUUUGAGACUCCAGAUCUCAAUAUGUUUUUAGAUCACAUGAGCUGCAGUCACCCAGACUUCAGGACUGAACCCAGCUUCACUUGCCUGAACUGUGAAGUCUCCUCCAAGAGCUAUGAAGCACUGGCUUUGCACAAUGCCCGUGUGCACUCCAUCUUGAUUGCGGGAGGAAGCUUUUCAGAAGCCGUGACAUGGCAAGUGCUGAAAAGAGAUGGACAUACCACUAUUGAACAGACUUUGAUAUUAUCUGAUGGGCCAGCAGGGGGACGAGAUUUUGAGAUUUCAAUCACAAAAACCCCAAUCAUGAAGAUGCUGAAGGGCAAAUCUGAGCCGAAAAGAAUCAUUGUGUCGCAUUCAGCAGAGGACCCUGAUGGAGGAAGCAACAGAGUGAAAAAAGAAGCCAUUAUUACGAGCACAACAGCAGCAGCAGCAGCAGCAACACCCGUUAUUGUUUCAGUGACUAGCACUGCCGGAACAGGAGUCGCAAAUGGUGCUGUUGGCAAAAUGAUCCAGCCGUCAGCAGUACAGUUAAUGAAUGGUUCCAACGCAGUGCCUGUCGUCAAGACUGCCAUUACACAAGUUGUAUCCGUUGUCCAAAACCAAAGUGUGCAGCAGCCUCCUCCUCCUCCUCCUCCUCUUCCAAGUUUGCUGGCACCCACCUCACCUAACCUUCCAAAAGUGAUGAUCCCCUUGAGUAGUAUCCCAACAUACAAUGCUGCCAUGGACACCAACAGUUUUCUCAAGACCUCCUUCAGCAAGUUUCCCUACCCUACCAAGGCUGAGCUGUGCUAUCUCACCGUUGUCACAAAGUACCCCGAGGAGCAGAUAAAAAUCUGGUUCACAGCUCAACGGUUAAAGCAAGGCAUCAGCUGGUCACCUGAAGAAAUCGAGGAUUCCCGGAGGAAGAUGUUCAACACAAUCAUCCAGGCUGCACCUCAGCCCCACCACCCGCAUACCAUCACAGUCCUCCCUGCUUCCCUGGGGUCGGGGAGCAUACCCCACAUCCUCCAGGGAAACCUUGUGAGGCCAGGGGGUGUAAUUGUCACGCAGUCCGUGAUGCCAAAUGGAAUCCAACUCACCAGCUCUCCUGUAUCCCUGGCCGUUACCCCAAAGCCCCAGAAUUCAAACAAGCCUCAAAUGGCUGUCAAACCAAAUGCGGGCAUAAUACCAGACAAAGUAACGGCCGCAGUUGCCAGCACCUGCAGCAGCAGCAGUUCUACUAGCAAUAGCAGUACUACAAGCAGCAGUAGUACCAGUAGCAGCAGCAGUACUAGUAGCAUCAGCACUAGCAGCAGUAGCAUCAUCAAAGUGCCUGGUACGCUGCAGCCCGUCGUCAAUGUGACACCCAGCACUCGCACUCUUCCCAGCAGUGUACUUGACCCAAGCUUCUACAAGAAUAAGAAAUCACAGGAGCAACUGACAGCCCUGAAACAGAGCUUCAUCAGCAACCAGUUCCCCGAACAAGAUGAGGUGGAGCAGCUGACCAAGAUCACGGGACUCACAACUCGCGAGGUGCGCAAAUGGUUCAGCGACAGGCGCUACCAUUAUCGUAACCUGAAAGGUAGCCGCUCCUUGGCAAGUCUAAGCAGUGGAGGAAGUGGGAUCUCGAUGCUGGAUCUUGCAGACAGUCCCAGUUCAGUUGCCGUUUCCUCUUCACAGCCGAUGCACCCAGGGUCCAUGACCCUUUCUCGCCGAGGUUCGCGAUACCAGACCCCAGAUUUUACUGCUGUCCGCUACAAGGAGAGGGACCCACAGCAAAUUCGGGCUCUGGAGGCCAGCUUUGCAAAGAAUCCUGAGCCGUCUGAAGAAGAGGUGGACCGCCUUAGGACAGACACCAAAAUGACCCGUCGGGAAAUUGAUGGAUGGUUUUCGGACCGCCGUAAAAAAGCUGCUGUCAGUAUGAAGCAAGACCAGAAUGAAGAAGGGAUGAGUGAGGAAGAAGAUGAGGAAGAGGAAGGGCCAGAUGGGACAGCACUGUGGCACUCUAAACAGCAAGAUGGUGAAGACCGACAAGAGACUGCAUCAGCAGUGCCCAAGGUCAACCCCAUUAAAAUCAAUCUCAAAAUGUUGAAGGUGACAGAGUCGGUUAAUGGGAAGAAUGACCCACAGUCAACGGAGGUUAGCCCAACACCCUCAACACGGGAAGAAAGCCCAAAAGUGGCCACAAGGGUGUCUCCCCGUAGCAAAAAGACUCCCAGACAGCUGCAUAUCCUCAAGCAAUUUUUUGCACGCACUCAGUGGCCCACUAGUUCUCAGUAUGACCGCAUGUGUGCUCGGACAGGUCUGCCUAGACCAGAGGUGGUGCGCUGGUUUGGCGAUAGUCGCUACGUCUACAAAAAUGGACAGCUGAGGUGGCUGGAGGAGUACCAGCGUAUGGCAGCUAUGAAAGUACAGGCCAAAAAAGUUCAAAAGGUACUAGAGGAGCACCUUUCUGUGCACAAGUCCCUCAAAGAAGAGCACAUCGGCCAACUGAAGGAGGCAAGUGACCUAACAGAAAAGGAGAUUCGAGAAUGGUUUGCAAAACACAAUGUGGAGGACAGAGAAGCUGAAGCUAAUUCCGAGAAAGCGACGGGAGAAAAAGACGGGAAGCCAGGAAUGGACAAAAAUACAGUGACCGAGAUUACGGUGCAUGAAGAACCAGGAGAGCAAAACACUGCAGAGAUCGUUGAACCCCGGCCACCGAGCGCAGAUCAAACAAAGUUAGAGGCAGAAUGAAGAGGAGACACUGGGAUGAAGAGAUGACUUGAGGAGUCUGCCAGUGUGUUACAUUUUGACCCAGACAGUGGGCUUGGGCCAGUGCAGGAGUUCUUUUUCUUUUCUCUCCCCCCCACCCCCACCUUCUCCAUCUCCAUUAGAACCCAGCAGUCUGGAGAGGACCCGAUGGCAGCACGUGGACAAACAAUAAGCAGCUCAAUGGUUAGAGUAGCACGGGGAGAUCUACAAUGCUUGUGGCUCGAUUGAGGGGAGAUAAACAAACAAAGACCAGUGACAACGCGAGCUGCUCCCAUGGCACUGCUGGAGAAGCUCAUGUGACAUUCAAGAGUAGAAAAGCAGCACAUCAGUGGGACUGAAAUGUAAGAAACAGAAAUAAGUGGCUUUAGUUUUUAAUUUAUCUUACUGGGAUGGGAGAGGGAUAAUAAAGUGGACAAUUAAAAAAUAAUAAUAAUAAUAAUGCCUUGAACAGACUAAAGAAUGAGAAAUCUUUUCAAAACUCUACAGUCUUGGAUAGAUAUUUUUUAAAAUAAUUGUAGUAUUGCAGUAAUAUUUCAACACCAAGGCCCACAGUACUCAUGCCACUAACGCUGCUUUGUACACUUUUGCAAAACCGAUCUCAUUCUGGCAACUUUUGGAUUUUAAAACUUACAGAUGAGUGUCCGCAAGUCUGUGAAGAUUAAGAAUAAAAACUGAGUAAGCUGCUAA
This is a messenger RNA of Erpetoichthys calabaricus (reedfish), 4216 nucleotides long. RefSeq names its product zinc fingers and homeoboxes 3b (gene zhx3b). The transcript is spliced from 3 exons. NCBI's taxonomy places the organism in Eukaryota, Metazoa, Chordata, Cladistia, Polypteriformes, Polypteridae. The coding region runs from base 563 to 3511 and encodes 982 amino acids. Gene Ontology annotation, cellular component: nucleus. Gene Ontology annotation, molecular function: DNA-binding transcription factor activity, RNA polymerase II-specific; DNA binding. Gene Ontology annotation, biological process: regulation of transcription by RNA polymerase II. The record is from RefSeq and is a predicted model, not a curated record.